Messenger RNA from Lynx canadensis (Canada lynx), 5069 nucleotides. It is a transcript of the gene PTK2, whose product is annotated as protein tyrosine kinase 2. Gene Ontology annotation, cellular component: focal adhesion; cytoskeleton. NCBI's taxonomy places the organism in Eukaryota, Metazoa, Chordata, Mammalia, Carnivora, Felidae. Gene Ontology annotation, molecular function: ATP binding; protein tyrosine kinase activity. Gene Ontology annotation, biological process: signal complex assembly; protein phosphorylation. The record is from RefSeq and is a predicted model, not a curated record.
UGAGCGUAUGCACUAGGGUGGCAAAGUGGGGAGCGAGGAGGCCUGUCCUGUGGUGCUGUAGUCGUUGGAGUGGGUGAUGAUGGUGGCUCACGUCUGAAUGGUGUUGGUGAGCCUGAUGGCAAGGGGACAGUGUCCGGGCCAGUUUUGUGGGAAGAACCAGCAUGAUUUGCUGAGCAGACUGGAUGCGGAAUGUGGGAGGAAGAGAAGAGAUGGGGAUGACAUCCUUUGUUUCCAGCCUCAGCAGUUGGAAGGAGGGCGUUGUGAACAGAGAAGACUGUGUAAGAAGGUUCUCUGACGACUAUGGAAAGAGGAAGGAGAAACUAGGAGAUUUUCUUUAAAUCGCUGAUUGACUUCUUCGCAGAGUUACCGUGGCCUUCAGAACUGGGUGGCACGUGCGUGUGUCCAGAGCAGUGUUGAAGGUGAACGCAGACCCCAGGGCCCUGCCCCGCCCUCCACGUCCGCCUCCCACAGAUUGCGGAAGCGGGAGAAGAUUCUGUAACUGAGAGGCAUUCUUCAAGCUGCUGGAAAAUAUUACAGAAGGAACACCUCCCAAAUGUUGCCUCAAGCUCUGAGAAAAGGAGCACCCGGGGGAAACUUAGUGUGGCUGUGGAUCGAAGCGAACCCUGUGGGAGCGAUGAACGGGGACUUGGUGCGCGGACGCCUGGCCUGAUCUUGAGAGGCCUGAGUUUAUGUUGGUGGAACUGGCGGGCCGAGAGGCCCUGAGACCAGCAGGUGCCGUCUGUAUGGAGAAGAGCGGCUGUGGUCCAUUUCCAAUGUGUUGGGCUAAAGAUUAUGACAGAUACAUAGCACCAAGCAAAAUAAUGGCAGCUGCUUACCUUGACCCAAACUUGAAUCACACCCCGAAUUCGAGUACCAAGACCCAUCUGGGUACCGGAGUGGAACGUUCCCCCGGGGCAAUGGAGCGAGUGUUGAAGGUCUUUCAUUAUUUUGAGAACAGCAGUGAGCCAGCCACUUGGGCCAGUAUUAUCAGGCACGGAGAUGCUACUGAUGUCAGGGGCAUCAUUCAGAAGAUAGUGGACAGUCACAAAGUAAAGCACGUGGCCUGCUAUGGAUUUCGUCUCAGUCACCUGCGGUCAGAGGAGGUUCACUGGCUCCAUUUGGAUAUGGGUGUCUCCAAUGUGAGGGAGAAGUAUGAACUUGCACACCCACCAGAGGAGUGGAAAUAUGAAUUGAGAAUUCGUUAUUUGCCAAAAGGAUUUCUAAACCUUACUGAAGACAAGCCAACUCUGAAUUUCUUCUAUCAACAGGUGAAAAGUGACUACAUGUCGGAGAUAGCUGACCGGGUGGACCAGGACAUCGCUUUGAAGCUGGGCUGCCUAGAAAUACGGCGCUCGUAUUGGGAGAUGCGAGGCAACGCGCUGGAGAAGAAGUCCAACUAUGAGGUGUUAGAAAAAGAUGUUGGUUUGAAGCGAUUUUUUCCUAGGAGUUUACUGGAUUCUGUCAAGGCCAAAACACUAAGAAAACUGAUCCAGCAGACGUUUAGACAGUUCGCCAACCUGAACAGAGAAGAGAGCAUUCUGAAAUUCUUUGAGAUCCUCUCCCCAGUGUACCGAUUUGAUAAAGAGUGCUUCAAGUGUGCCCUCGGUUCAAGCUGGAUUAUUUCAGUGGAACUGGCGAUCGGCCCAGAGGAAGGAAUCAGUUACCUCACGGACAAGGGCUGCAGCCCCACACAUCUGGCCGACUUCAAUCAAGUGCAGACCAUUCAGUAUUCCAACAGCGAAGACAAGGACAGGAAAGGAACGCUGCAGCUGAAAAUCGCGGGCGCCCCCGAGCCUCUGACAGUGACGGCACCGUCCCUGACCAUCGCCGAGAAUAUGGCUGACCUGAUAGAUGGGUACUGCCGGCUGGUGAACGGAGCCACGCAGUCCUUUAUCAUCAGGCCCCAGAAAGAAGGUGAACGGGCUUUGCCAUCAAUACCAAAGCUGGCCAACAGCGAGAAGCAAGGCGUGCGGACACACGCGGUCUCCGUGUCAGAUGAAAUUAGUGGGGACGAAACCGACGACUAUGCUGAGAUUAUAGACGAAGAGGAUACCUACACCAUGCCCUCAAAAAGCUAUGGAAUAGACGAAGCCAGGGACUACGAGAUUCAAAGAGAAAGAAUCGAGCUUGGACGGUGCAUCGGGGAAGGCCAGUUUGGGGACGUCCACCAAGGCGUCUACAUGAGUCCAGAGAAUCCGGCUUUGGCGGUCGCAAUUAAAACAUGUAAAAACUGUACUUCGGACAGCGUGCGAGAGAAAUUCCUUCAAGAAGCCUUAACGAUGCGCCAGUUUGACCACCCCCACAUCGUGAAGCUGGUCGGUGUCAUCACGGAGAACCCCGUCUGGAUAAUCAUGGAGCUGUGCACGCUUGGAGAGCUGAGGUCGUUUCUGCAAGUGAGGAAGUACAGUUUGGAUCUCGCGUCUUUGAUCCUGUAUGCCUAUCAGCUUAGUACAGCUCUGGCGUAUCUGGAGAGCAAAAGAUUCGUGCACAGGGACAUUGCUGCUCGGAAUGUUCUGGUGUCCUCAAACGAUUGCGUAAAAUUAGGAGACUUUGGAUUAUCCCGGUAUAUGGAAGACAGUACUUACUACAAAGCUUCCAAAGGAAAGUUGCCUAUUAAAUGGAUGGCUCCAGAGUCCAUCAACUUUCGACGUUUUACCUCAGCCAGUGACGUGUGGAUGUUCGGUGUGUGUAUGUGGGAGAUACUGAUGCAUGGUGUGAAGCCGUUUCAAGGAGUGAAGAACAAUGAUGUGAUCGGUCGAAUCGAGAACGGGGAGAGAUUACCAAUGCCUCCAAAUUGCCCUCCCACCCUCUACAGCCUUAUGACGAAAUGCUGGGCCUAUGACCCCAGCAGGCGGCCCCGGUUCACUGAGCUCAAAGCUCAGCUCAGCACCAUCCUGGAGGAGGAGAAGGUUCAGCAAGAAGAACGAAUGAGGAUGGAAUCCCGAAGACAGGUCACAGUGUCCUGGGACUCCGGAGGGUCCGACGAAGCGCCACCCAAGCCCAGCAGACCUGGUUACCCCAGUCCACGGUCCAGCGAAGGAUUUUAUCCCAGUCCCCAGCACAUGGUACAGACCAAUCAUUACCAGGUGUCUGGCUAUCCUGGCUCACAUGGGGUCACAGCCACGGCUGGCAGCAUCUACCCGGGUCAGGCAUCUCUUUUGGAACAGACGGACUCAUGGAACCACAGACCGCAGGAGAUACCGAUGUGGCAGCCCAACGUGGAGGACUCUGCGGCCCUGGACCUGCGCGGGAUGGGGCAGGUGCUGCCCACCCAGCUGGUGGAAGAGCGGCUGAUCCGGCAGCAGCAGGAAAUGGAGGAGGACCAGCGCUGGCUCGAGAAAGAGGAGAGAUUCCUGGUCAUCCUGAAACCCGACGUGCGGCUCUCUCGAGGCAGCAUCGACAGGGAGGACGGGAGUCUUCAGGGCCCGACGGGAAACCAACACAUCUAUCAGCCUGUGGGUAAACCAGAUCCCGCAGCUCCGCCAAAGAAACCGCCACGGCCUGGAGCCCCCGGUCACCUGGGCAGCCUCGCCAGCCUCAGCAGCCCCGGGGACAGUUACAACGAGGGCGUCAAGCCAUGGAGGCUUCAGCCCCAGGAAAUCAGCCCCCCGCCCACUGCCAACCUGGACCGGUCCAACGACAGGGUGUACGAGAAUGUGACGGGCCUGGUGAAGGCUGUCAUCGAAAUGUCCAGCAAGAUCCAGCCAGCCCCCCCGGAGGAGUACGUUCCCAUGGUGAAGGAAGUCGGCCUGGCCCUGCGGACAUUACUGGCCACCGUGGACGAGACCCUUCCUGUCCUGCCAGCCAGCACUCACCGAGAGAUCGAGAUGGCCCAGAAGCUGUUGAACUCCGACCUGGGCGAGCUCAUCAACAAGAUGAAGCUGGCCCAGCGGUGCGCCAUGACCAGCCUACAGCAGGACCACAAGAAGCAGAUGCUGACCGCCGCCCACGCCCUGGCCGUGGACGCCAAGAACUUACUCGACGUCAUCGACCAGGCCAGACUGAGGGCACUCGGACACGCGAGGCCGCGCUGAGGGGCCCCCCGGGCCUCGGGGAGGACGCGCCCCGGCGCCCCGCCAGCAGCGAGGGGCUCCCCCGCGCCCGGGGCUGUGACUGACAGCCGGUUCAGAACCUCUCUCGGACAAAUUUAACCGCAUUUGAUUUGAGUUCGUUGUUUGGUUUUGUUUUUCUUUAAUCAUGGUGUUCGGAAAAGUCCAGGAUCCAAAAUGUGGCAUUUUUCUGAGAAUGAAAAUCGUUCGUGAGAAGCUUUCAAGAAUCACCAAGAACAGAUGACCGUCCCAUGAGGGCGUGUUUCCAUGGAAACGGCCCAGGCGGGGCCGUGCGUGCGGGACCUGAGCCAGCUCAGCUGCGCACAGGCAGAGGAGACCGGGCGGAGAAUUCCGGGAAACCCGAGGGGCUGAGAACUCUUCUGCGUGUGCAGAGUGGCCAGCCAGACCGGAGUUUCUGCUGUGAGGACGCCCUUCCGUCGCAGUACGCAAACAGCGCUCUAAGAGAACAUCAGAGCUAUAUUUUGAAGACUUGGGUCAUUUCAGAAACAAACAGAACAACAGCCACCCUUCUGUCCUUCCCGCCUUUUACUUUCCUGUUGGAUAUGUGAAGAUUCGGUUGGAAGCUAGCUGUAGACCACACUAAAAACUUUUGUCUUUUUUCACCAGAAUAAUGUGCCAGUUUUUUGUAGCAAUGUUAUUUCUCUUGGAAGCAGAAAUGCUUUGCACCAGAGCACCUCCAAACUGCAUUGAGAAGAAGUUCUGGAACCAUCCCUGUUUUCCAUUUUUAUAUAAUUUAUAAAGAAAGACGAAAGCCAUGUUGACUAUCUUGCAGCCACUAGAGCUGACUAACCCUUCCUUGUGUCUGUCUUCCCAGGAGGCGAGUAAGCAAAGCAGAGAGAGUUGGUUUUCUUUUGAUGUCCAGUUACACCAUCCAUUCUGUUCAGUAAUUUUGAAGAGUAUACCCUCCCUUUAGUUUGUCGGGGGAUAUAAAUUAUUCUCAGGAAGAAUAUAAUGAACUGUACAGUUACUUUGACCUAUUAAAAAGGUGUUACCAGUAAA